Molecule: messenger RNA, 2209 nt
Organism: Fundulus heteroclitus (mummichog)
Lineage: Eukaryota; Metazoa; Chordata; Actinopteri; Cyprinodontiformes; Fundulidae
Product: wiskott-Aldrich syndrome protein
Exons: 9
Coding region: 839-1843 (334 amino acids)
Biological process (GO): actin filament organization
Source: RefSeq, a predicted model, not a curated record
UCUAAAUCAAAUCUAGAGACGGUGCAGUGAUCAGACCUAGAUGUCUUUAAACUUCUUUAAAAAUAGCAAAACAGCCUCUGUUGUUAUGGGGUGGGUUCUGAGCACAGUACGUGUAUAGUAACAAUAUCCUUUACUAAUUAAUUUAUUGUGCUUGUUUUUAUCCAGAUGGUGGUGGCAGCAUUAUGCUGUGGGAAGGGGACAAGUAAACUGGUCAGGCGUGAUGGGGAGUUGGAUGGGGUUAAAUACGUGGCAAUGGAAACCCUGUCAGAGGCUGAGAACAUUUAGGCUUAACUUUCAGAGUGGCAAACAUACUGCCACAGAUGCAAUGAAAUGGUUUUGAUCCAAAUGUGUAUUUGUAUAAAUACUUGCAGUGCAAAGCAUGGCAUAAGGAAUUCAAAUGAAAGUGCAAACCUCGUCCAUAAUAAAUUUCUGUAAUUCUGUUCUAAUGUAAUACUCCUUAAACCAGGGAAACGGUUGUUGGAACAAAAAUUAAACUUGCCGCAGUUACACUUCUGAUUUGAUUUCCUAAGCAGAAAUGCAACACCAAUUUUAAAGAGUCGUAACAGAAACAUUUUGCAUUAGUUUAAACCAAAUCAACUGUGGCUCUCUGUGUCUGAGGUGACCAUGGUUGCGCUCCGAUUGGCCAGAACAUGAAAACAGAUUUGCCUAUUCAAAAAUGUGCUCUGCUCACACACUGUCCAUAAAUUUGCAUGAACGCACAUUAUACAGGAACCAAACAGGACAUUCAAACCAGGUAUGAAGGCCAGAAAGGACCUUUUGGACACAUAGAGACGACUUAAGGUAAAGCUAGAGGCUGCUGAACGGAGUGAAGGACCAAAUGAUGGCGUUCAGUCAUAUUCUCCAGUCUCAAGUAAUGAGCGAUCUGCUGACAAUCCGUGAGAAAGGCAUCCUCGCUGGUCUGCUGGAACCGGACUGUAAGUUGGUUAAAACGACAGUAGCCCAGAUACUCCAGGCCAAGGAUACUGAAGGCCAGAGGCGACGAUGGCAUCGUUUGGAGUGUGGAGUGGUGUGCCUCGUCGAGGACCUAUCUGUCCAGUCCUACUUCCUGCGUCUUUACUGUGUCCAACGUGCCAAGUUACUGUGGGAGCAUGAAUUGUACAUUCCUUUCAAGUACACUGCAAGUCACGCCUACUUCCAUACUUUCCCUGGAGAAGACGAACAGGUUGGUCUCAACUUUGCCAAUGAAGCUGAGGCGGAGGAGUUUCAGUCUGCAGUGGAGCGUGCUCAAAAGAAGAUGGUUAACGAUGCAAAACCUGAAGAGAAGAGCAACACAUCAAGAAAUACACCUGUUUUAGGGGCAAAAAACAAGCAGAAUUUGUACGAGGAGACAACUUCCAGCUUACCUGUUUCAGCCUCUCCAAGUCUGUUUUCAGAUCUGGAUCCUAGUAUGAGGAGGCUGCUGAUGGAGGCACGACUCAGCCAAGAAGACCUGAAAAACAAAGACGUUGCCGAGGUUGUUGACUGCAUCAUUAACCAGUUUGGAGGACUGAAAGCUGUGCAAAGAGAGCUGAAGAAGAAAGGCCCGGUCUCUCAGACUCUGCCGAGAGCUGCAGGGGCGUCCAUCUCCUUCGCUUUGCAGAAAGGGCCCUUACCGCCGGUCCCCUCAACCCAAAACUCUCAGGGGACUCCAGAGAAUGCGGCCGAGACAGACAUGGAUGCUCCUCCUCCUUCUGGAGCAGCAGGAAGAAUGAGGAGAAGUGCGAGUUUUAAAGAUGUCUCUUCAGUAGAACCACAGGGAAGCGACCUUAUUGUGAAUUCACUGAGAGAAGUGUUCAGACAAAAGGAGAUGUCCAUGCAAAACUCCAGAGAAUAUCAAAACUAAAGUCUAAGAAAGGAAACAAACUUUAAGAAAGCCUGUAAAGAAACAACCUCUGCUGCUUUUCAGAUAUGCUCUAAUUUGAAUUUGUACUGUUCUCUCGCAAACUCCUCAGUGCAGCAACAAGAAAGUACUGGAAGUAAUAAAUGGGAAAUGAAAGUGAUGAUCUUACACAAUGCAGUAAAUUAAACAACUUUCUUUUUUAUAACCAAUCACUGGCAAGUUUCCAGAGUAGCUUUCAAAUAAAAGAAAUGGACGUGUUGAUUCAGAUUCUUAUAUCAUAUUCUUGUGUACAGUAGUCUUCUCUUUUAUUUCCAAAAUAAACUAUCCAUUCGGUUUAAUACAAAAUACCCUUUUUUCCACACGAGGUUA